This is a messenger RNA of Salvia hispanica, 3247 nucleotides long. Its product is annotated as plasma membrane ATPase 4-like. Gene Ontology annotation, biological process: proton export across plasma membrane. NCBI's taxonomy places the organism in Eukaryota, Viridiplantae, Streptophyta, Magnoliopsida, Lamiales, Lamiaceae. Gene Ontology annotation, molecular function: ATP hydrolysis activity; ATP binding; P-type proton-exporting transporter activity. The record is from RefSeq and is a predicted model, not a curated record. Gene Ontology annotation, cellular component: membrane.
UAAUAAUCGAAUAAACUCUAAUUCAAUGUACAUAAUUGCUUUCUUUUUUCGAUGAACGAAUUUGAUUUGAGUUCUGGAGAGAGGGAUUCAGAUAGGUAGGCACGCGGCGCGGCGUUGAUCUGCUAGAUCGAUCGAAAAUAUGGCAGCCGUUAAUUUGCAGGACGUCAAGAAUGAAAACGUUGAUCUGGAAAACUUGCCUUUGGAGGAAGUGUUUAGUCGUCUGCACAGUUCGAGGGAUGGAUUGACAUCAAAGGAGGCCGAAGGCAGGCUCGAAGUGUUCGGGCCAAACAAGCUGGAAGAGAAGACAGAGAGCAAAUUUCUGUUAUUCUUGGGAUUUAUGUGGAAUCCCCUUUCAUGGGUUAUGGAGAUUGCUGCUAUCAUGGCCAUUGUUUUGGCUAAUGGAGAUGGAAGACCACCAGACUGGCAAGAUUUUGUUGGAAUUAUGUCGUUGUUGAUCAUCAAUUCCACCAUUAGUUUCAUCGAGGAGAACAAUGCAGGCAAUGCUGCGGCAGCUCUCAUGGCUGGUCUUGCACCCAAGACAAAGGUAUUGAGAGAUGGGAAAUGGAGUGAGCAAGAAGCCGCCAUCCUUGUCCCUGGAGACAUAAUUAGCAUCAAGUUGGGAGACAUUGUCCCAGCUGAUGCACGUCUUCUAGAAGGCGAUGCUUUAAAGAUUGAUCAAUCCGCUCUCACCGGUGAAUCACUGCCAGUGACUAAGAACCCCGGGAGUGGAGUGUUUUCUGGUUCCACCUGCAAACAAGGUGAAAUUGAGGCUGUUGUCAUUGCCACUGGAAUCAAUACUUUCUUUGGUAAAGCAGCACAUCUUGUCGACAGCACUCAGAAUGUCGGUCACUUCCAAAAGGUGCUUACUGCCAUUGGUAACUUCUGUAUCUGCUCCAUUGCCGUUGGAAUCAUAAUUGAGAUUGUAGUCAUGUACCCAAUUCAACAUAGGAAGUACAGGAGUGGAAUUGACAAUCUGUUGGUCCUUCUCAUUGGAGGCAUUCCGAUUGCCAUGCCAACAGUGUUGUCUGUAACCAUGGCCAUAGGAUCCCACAGAUUGUCACAGCAGGGUGCUAUCACUAAGAGGAUGACAGCCAUUGAAGAAAUGGCUGGGAUGGAUGUUCUCUGCAGUGACAAAACUGGAACCCUCACUCUAAACAAGCUCACUGUUGACAAAAAUCUGAUUGAGGUAUUUUCAAAAGACGCCGACAAAGAUCAUGUGAUCCUCCAGGGAGCUAGAGCAUCGAGGGUGGAGAAUCAGGAUGCAAUUGAUGCUUGCAUUGUCGGAAUGUUGGCUGAUCCCAAAGAGGCAAGAGCAGGGAUCACUGAAGUGCAUUUCCUUCCAUUUAAUCCCGUGGAGAAGCGUACCGCUAUUACUUAUAUUGAUAGUAGUGGAGAUUGGCAUAGAGUGAGCAAAGGAGCUCCUGAGCAGAUCAUUGAGAUCUGCAACCUGAGGGAAGACGUAAAGAAGAAAGCUCUGUCCAUCAUCGACAAGUUUGCUGAUCGCGGACUUCGUUCUUUGGCUGUUUGUGAGCAGACCAUACCAGAGAAGACAAAGGAGGGUGCUGGCACCCCAUGGGUGUUUACAGGUCUCUUGCCACUCUUUGAUCCUCCGAGGCAUGACAGUGGUGAGACAAUCAAGCGUGCUCUUCAUCUUGGUGUCAAUGUUAAGAUGAUUACUGGAGAUCAGCUAGCUAUUGCAAAAGAGACUGGCCGAAGGCUUGGAAUGGGAACAAACAUGUAUCCUUCGUCCUCACUUCUCGGGCAGCACAAGGAUGAAGCAAUUGCCAGCUAUUCUGUUGAAGAGUUGAUUGAGAAGGCUGAUGGCUUUGCAGGAGUCUUUCCUGAGCAUAAAUACGAGAUUGUGAAGAAGUUACAAGAGAGGAAGCAUAUUUGUGGAAUGACAGGAGAUGGAGUCAAUGAUGCCCCAGCUCUAAAGAAGGCAGACAUCGGCAUUGCAGUGGCUGAUGCCACUGAUGCUGCCAGAGGUGCAUCAGACAUAGUCUUGACUGAGCCGGGAUUGAGUGUCAUUGUGAGUGCUGUACUGACAAGCAGAGCCAUCUUCCAGAGGAUGAAGAACUACACAAUCUAUGCAGUUUCCAUUACCAUCCGUGUCGUGCUUGGUUUCAUGCUUCUUGCACUCAUCUGGAAAUUUGAUUUCUCACCCUUCAUGGUUCUAGUCAUUGCAAUCCUCAAUGACGGAACUAUCAUGACCAUUUCCAAGGACAAGGUAAAGCCAUCCCCCAUGCCCGACUCAUGGAAGCUGAGGGAGAUUUUCGCCACUGGAAUUGUAUUUGGCACUUACCUUGCAGUGAUGACUGUUGUUUUCUUCUGGGCUGUUCAAGAAUCUACAUUCUUCACGGACAAAUUUGGUGUUAGGCCAAUCAAGGACCACUACCAUGAGCUGAACUCUGCUGUGUACCUUCAAGUGAGUAUUGUGAGUCAGGCUCUCAUCUUUGUGACACGAUCAAGAAGCUGGUCCUACAUAGAACGCCCCGGUCUUCUCCUAGUGUUUGCUUUCCUAGUAGCUCAGUUGAUCGCAACUUUGAUUGCUGUGUAUGCAAACUGGGAGUUUGCAAGAAUCAAGGGCAUCGGGUGGGGUUGGGCGGGUGUCAUCUGGUUAUACAGCGUCAUCUUCUACAUCCCUCUCGAUUUAUUCAAAUUCAUCAUCAGAUAUGCUCUUAGCGGCAAGGCUUGGAAGAACAUGAUUGAUAAUAGGACGGCCUUCACGUCAAAGAAGGACUACGGCAAGGGUGAAAGGGAAGCACAGUGGGCAAUGGCUCAACGCACACUCCACGGCCUCCAAGCUCCUGAGAGCUCCGACGUCUACAAAGAUAACAGCAACAACUAUAGAGAACUCUCCGAGAUAGCUGAGCAGGCCAAGAAACGUGCUGAAGUUGCAAGACUCAGGGAGCUACACACCCUGAAGGGGCACGUUGAGUCCGUGGUGAAGCUCAAAGGCCUAGACAUCGAUACGAUACAACAGAACUACACAGUUUAGACAGCAAGUCCGAGAGAGAGUAGAGUUGAUAUGGUGGAAUAAAAGGGAAUAGAGAGGUAGAGUUGAUUCAUAGUUUUGGUGCGAGCUUAAUUACCGCAUUGCAAUUCUGUUUUGCAGUUAACGUAGUUUUGGUUUGCAAAGUCGAAUAAUUGUGUAGGGCUGAGCGUUUUGGGCCAGCCAGACCAUAUUUUCUUCUUCAAGAAGAAGUAUCUUCAUUGUGCUGCUAAUGAGAAAUUAGUAUUUUUGUAA